AUGGGCGGCGCCCAUUCGCUCGCCACCACUGAUCCGCAGACCAAAGAAAAGGUUCGUUCGUACUGUAUGGGUGGAAAAUGCGUUUGGAAGUCCACUUUUGAAAGUUUUGAAAAAGCCAUUUUAAGAGGCUUCAAAGUGUCUUUCUUCACCUUUCUCAAGGCUCAAAAAGAUUCGAAUGGUAUAUCAAACGGAGCUAAUCACAGAGAAGCUUGAGACUUCAAAUUGAAAUGACCUUCGGUACUGUACUGCAAAAAUUUAUAGUGACUACUUCAGGGUUUCGCGUUUCAGUGGCCAUUUUAAGUCGAACCAGUGGCCCUCUACACUGUAGUAGAGUCUACAAGAGUCUGAAUGUUACUACUAGACGCAAAAUAGUGGCUCUCAUAGAGGUGGUUUCAGUGGCCACUUUAGGGUCCUUUCCAAGUAGUUCUUCAGGAAGCUCUUAAAGCUCUUAAAUCGCGCGAAUCGACACCAAAAUUGAGUGCACUAUCUUGAAAAGAUAAUACGGUAAACUGAAAAAACCUCUUCUUUUUGCAAACUGUUUAGCGAAAACCCCAUUGAAAAUUGCCUGGAGACAUUUAUCAUUAACUGUUUCCCAGAGAUAAUUACCCUGACAAAAUUUUGAGCAGCCAGAACUGAACCUCUAAUUUUCAUUUUUCGCCUCGCUAAUCCGCGGAGCGAAAUCUACUAGUCUUGAAUAUUUUUCAAAAAAAAAUUAUCGAAUUUCGAAAUUUUUCAUUACUCAUCAAGGUGGCAAGAAAAGGAGUCGCCUCCGGAAAUUCAUCAAUUAGGUCGCUUUAAAGAUCCCUUUCGGUGGUAGUUUUGUGGAUUUGAUUCUCAAAAAUUGUCACAAUUUACGUCUAUAUUAAACUCUUCUUUGUCGCAGUGAUUAUUCCUUUCAUCGCCUUGUAAAACUGUACCUGAAAAAAAAACUUCAAAAACCUAUAGACUUUGGUCCUUUAACUCCGAAAAUGACAGAAAGAUACGCAAUCUGAACAAAAACGACGUCAAAAUUGGCUCUUGAAAAUAUAUUUACGAGAUUUGUCAGUUUCAACUUUCAUUUCUUAAAUCCGGUCAUUUUUUACUGCUUGAAGAAGCCAAAAUUCUCGAUGAAUAGUGAACCUAAAGGGGUCUACUUUUGCAAGCUUAACCGGACCUACUAGGGGAAGGUUAAGUUUUCACUUAUUAUGAACCGUCGAGAGGCCCUCACCACUCCGAAGUUCCUAAGUAAGGGGUAGGAAAAGCCAGAAAGUCUUAAAAGUCAAACUGGUUGCGUAAAUCGUUCUGGACAUCUUCGAAGACAGUUCAAGUUCUCAAAAAAGAAACCCUACAGGUAGAGAAGCUGUUCCGGCAGAACAACCGCUCGAACCGGAGUCGUAGUUUGGACAAUCGACAGGCGCGGCCUCCGACGAGACCCGUCGGCGGUAGUCAUUCUGCCAAGUAUCCCAAGCAACGUUGUCUCACGAACUACGUUCCCAGAUACGAGGAAUCAGUCGACACAGGUUAGUGAGAAAUUUCACAUCUCCUCCAGCAAAUCGGACCUAGUUAGAACUUAUCAUAAUAGUUCUAUACAUGUCAUACAGUACCGCUCAAAAGUCUAUUAACUUUUGGUUUUUUGAGGAUAUCUCAGCGAGUACUCAUCCGAUUUAUAUAUAACUUUCAGGGAUAAUGUAAAAUAUACUUUGAAACAUAUACGGUAUACAAAGACAUGUCCGCAAUGACUGUGACGCGUUUUUAGGCAUUUUUUUAUUGAAUUCCAUUUUUGUUUUUUUAUGCUUUUUAUUUUUUUAUUUAUUUUUUUAUUAAAUUUUUUUAAAAUUAAUAAUGUUGCCAUAUGAUUUUUUUCAUGUUUUUCAGACAUGGGAAGAACCUUUGGAAAUAAGAAUUUGACUGAUAACGACAAAAGAGCCAUCGUUGUGGGUCGUCAAAAUGGACUGACCAUGAUGACGUUGGCAGGAAUGUUCGGCGUGACAAAGGCGGGCAUUUCUCAGUUCCUAAAGCGUCAGAAAGCUCAAGAUGGCUCUACUAACAGCCAACGCACUGGAAGACCACGUGUCACUGAUCGUAAUGACGAUAGGAACAUUUUGAAGACGUCUAGAACCAAUCCAAGACUCACCGCCCCUGCGAUCAGACGGGAAGUUUUCUUGAAUUCGCCAUCUCCGCCAUCCGUCUCGACCGUGAAACGACGUCUGAAUGCUGCUGGAAUCAUGGGAAGACGUCCAAAGAAGAAACCGCUGAUUUCUGAAAAGAAUCGAGUCGCCAGGGUGAAGUGGGCGAAGGAGCAUCUCAACUGGACCCGUCAAGACUGGAACAAGAUUCUGUCGUCCGACGAAACGGUCCUCCACCAUGUUUCACAAAGGGUAAUUGGUAUUUCGGAUGA
Molecule: messenger RNA, 2377 nt
Organism: Caenorhabditis auriculariae
Lineage: Eukaryota; Metazoa; Nematoda; Chromadorea; Rhabditida; Rhabditidae
Source: the annotation of a GenBank genome assembly